Messenger RNA from Belonocnema kinseyi, 3494 nucleotides. RefSeq names its product histone acetyltransferase KAT2A-like. Gene Ontology annotation, biological process: chromatin remodeling; positive regulation of transcription by RNA polymerase II. The transcript is spliced from 3 exons. The coding region runs from base 366 to 2720 and encodes 784 amino acids. Lineage: Eukaryota; Metazoa; Arthropoda; Insecta; Hymenoptera; Cynipidae. Gene Ontology annotation, molecular function: histone H3 acetyltransferase activity; protein binding. Gene Ontology annotation, cellular component: histone acetyltransferase complex; nucleus. The record is from RefSeq and is a predicted model, not a curated record.
GAAAAAAAGAAGAUGGAGGUGAAAUAACAAAUAUGUAACAGUGAGGGAACAAACAGAAACAAUUUUUUUUAUUGUUUAUUACCGAUAAAUUGAAAACUUGGAGAAAUUCUCGAUUGAGUUGGUCGAUUUGCAUUUUUCGAGAAUUUGACAACCCACCUCUUUGAGUCCAUUGAUCAUGAGUCGUUGCAUAAACGUCACAGUUAUAGCCAAGAAGGUCAUUUCCUUAGUUACAUUUUAGAUACAGAAAUGUAAUCUGUCAAUUUGUUAAGCACUGGAUUGUUUAUAAAUGAGGAUUUCGGACAAAACAGUUGUUAUUCACCACAAAAAUAUUUCUCACUCGUUAAAUCACACCUCUGUCUUUCAAAAUGUCGGAAGACAUUCACGAACCAGGAGCCGCGAUUGCUCAAAUCCAAGAAAAUGCCAUAAACGAAUCAAAUCCCCCCCGAUCCGGAGAACACGUAAGUCGCAAAAGCAAUCAGCGUCGAAUCCAGGAACGCAAACAACAAAUCUAUGCCUGGCCUCAACCCAAAAAACUCAUAAAACUCGCCAACUUCAGUGCCUGUCAGGAUGAAGUUUGCAAAUGCAUCGGAUUCAAGUCCCAACAAGUCCCCAACAAUUCCCCCCAGAAAAACGUAAAUGCCGUUUUUUCUGAUCCUUGCAACACCUGCGCCCACUCUCUCGAAAAACACGUCUCCCAUUUUCAACAAGCGAGUGACGACGAAUUAAACAAAUUCCUCGCAAUGAUCAUCGACGUCGAGAACAUUUUCAAUUGCAUGAAAACCGAGAAAGACCCGGACACUCAAAAAGUGUAUUGCUACCUCUGCAAAGUUCUUCGCAAAGCGAUGAUUUUCAAAACGAAUCCGACCAUCGAGGGCCAGUUGGGUCAACCGCCUUUCGAGGGAACAAACAUGGAACAGGGCGUUAUGAAUUUCGUUCUCUACAAAUUCAAUCAUCUGCUGCCGCAGGAAUUCCAGAUGAUGCACAACUCGGCCAAAAUAUUCCUCAAUUGUCUAAACCACUGGAAUUUCGAGACACCAAGUUCUAUGCAAAAUACCAUUUCCCCCAAUGAUGCGACAGUUUACAAAAUUAAUUACAUGCGUUGGCUGGUUUUCUGCCAAGUGCCUGCAUUUUGCGAUUCUCUUGCUCGUCACGACACGACCCGAAUUUUCGGCCGGACCCUGCUUCGCCUCGUGAUGAUUCCAGUCUGCAAACAGCUGAUGGAGAAGUGCCACAGCGAGAGGAACAAAAUGUCCGAGGAGAAACGGAUUCUCGUUUUCACUCACUUUCCGCGAUUUCUCUCAAUGCUGGGGGAAGAACUCCACUCUCGAAAUUCGCCGAUCUGGAAUUCGGAUUUCAAUUCGGCCGUGUCUGAAUAUCUUCAGGGUGUAGAUGAAGAUCGGACACAGAGCGAGCUUGAAACCAUGACUUCCACGGAGGAAUAUUCUAGUUUGAAGAGACCUCUGGAUCAAAGAGACGACGUGGAAUUGGAAGCGAAGAAGCAGAGGAUUGAUGAAGCUGUUCGAGAUGUUCCUAGUUACAGAAUCGCAGAGAUUAUUGCGAGGAUCGAUAAUCCGAAGUACAUGGUUGGACCGGAUCCUGAGUUUCUAACAAAUCUUCCUAGAGACGAGACACCGAAGAUGGAAGAGAGCAGAAACAUGAUCAAGUUCCACUUGAUAGGGAAUAGUUUGACACAGCCGGUAUCGAAACAGACGAUGCUCUGGCUGAUCGGGCUGCACAACGUCUUUUGCCAGCAGCUUCCUAAGAUGCCCAAAGAGUAUAUUUCGCAGUUUGUCUUUGAUCCGAAGCACAAGACACUCGCUCUCAUCAAGAGUGGAAGGCCGAUCGGGGGAAUUUGUUUCCGGAUGUUCCCCUCGCAGGGAUUCACGGAGAUUGUUUUCUGCGCGGUGACGAGUCAGGAACAGGUGAAGGGAUAUGGAACGCAUCUGAUGAAUAUGCUCAAGGACUUUCACAUCAGGAAGAAUAUUCUGCACUUUUUGACCUUCGCUGAUAAGUUUGCAAUUGGGUACUUUAAGAAACAGGGAUUCAGCAAGAAUAUUAAAGUCUCGAAGACGUUUUAUCAGGGGUUUAUUAAAGAUUAUGAUGAUGCGACUUUGAUGCAUUGCGAACUGAAUCCGAAGAUUGUUUAUACUGAAUUUUCGUCGGUGAUUAAGAUUCAGAAGGAAGUUUUAAAGAAGCUGAUUGAGCAGAGACAUCAGGAGGUUCAGAAAAUUCAUCCUGGAUUGACUUGCUUCAAGGAGGGAGUUCGAGGAAUUCCGAUUGAGGCGAUACCAGGAAUUUUCGAGACUGGCUGGAAGGGUUACAACCAGACGAGGACAAGAGGCCUUUCGAAAAUAAUUCCAGGAGAAGAGCCCGUCGAGGCUUGUUUGGACGUAAAAAAUUCUUUGCACAACGGACUAAAAGAAGUUCUCAAUAGUGUCAAAAAACAAAGUAAUGCCUGGCCAUUUUUGAAACCAGUAGAUAAAAACGAAGUUCCAGAUUAUUACGAUCACGUUAAAUAUCCAAUGGAUCUAAAAACUAUGACUGAUCGGCUGAAAAGCGGCUAUUAUGUUAGUCGCAGACUUUUCAUUGCAGAUAUGACAAGAAUCUUCACGAAUUGUAGAUUUUACAAUGACAAAGGGACUGAAUAUUUUAGGUGUGCAAAUCUUCUGGAAAAAUACUUUCAGACGAAGAUGAAGGAGAUUGGAUUUUGGCAUAAGUAGUACAAUAUUGUGUCAAAGAUUUGAAAAAAAAUUAGUUUAUUUUAAAAAAUCUGCACAAUUUUUUAAAGUAUUUUUUGUGUGUGUUGUUUUAAGCGUCUUAAAAGAACAAGGCAAAAAUUUUGUGAAUUUUGGUUUUAGAUUGGUGUUCGAAUAAUAUUUCUAAUAUUAUCUGAUCAAUUUCUGUGUAAUUGCACAAGAUUUUUUUAUUGCGCUCUAUAAUCUUGUAUGUUUAUUUUAAAAAUAUAUCGGUAAGAAUUUCUAAUUUAUAUUUUAGGCCACUUAAUACUUAUACGAGUUCGGCCUUAUCGGUAUUUUUUUGCAACAACUCACACUCACAAAAAUUGGGAUAUGAAGUGAGAAAAUGAUUAAAAAGGCACUGAGGAAUGUUUUUAUUCUCCUAAAAUUCUGGAAAUACAAAAAAAUUAAACAUGAAUUUUUUUGUAUUUUCAGAAAUUAAGGACCAUAUAAACGUUCCUUGGUGCCUUUUAAUUAAUUUCUCAACUUUUUAACACAAUAUCUCAAUUAGUGUGGGUGUGAGCUGUUGUGGAAAAAUUUCCGUAAAGUAAAUUUAUGUUUUUUAGCAUACCAAUAAAUUUUCCAAAGGAAUGAUAUCUCUCUCUCAAAGUUUAGAAUAUAGGAAAUAAGACUAUAAAUUGCGCUUGUAUAUUUAGUUUAAGUCAGAAUUUUGAAAAAAAAUUUCGAGUAAAGAAUAAAUGUGUAAAAGUUUCUUAAUUUUUUUUUUGUGUUUACACGGGUGAGAUAUCGGGUUUAGAA